Molecule: messenger RNA, 1663 nt
Organism: Macadamia integrifolia
Lineage: Eukaryota; Viridiplantae; Streptophyta; Magnoliopsida; Proteales; Proteaceae
Product: protein ALP1-like
Exons: 6
Coding region: 411-1631 (406 amino acids)
Source: RefSeq, a predicted model, not a curated record
AAUUUUUCACUCUCUGGAGGCUCUGCCCUACCCAUGAUUUUUUAUGAAUAAGAAAAGCUCUCUGCUACUGAUUUUGUUGAUUUCUGACCCUGUACUGCUGUGAGAUUUGGUAGCGAAGGCCUGGUGGUUUCCAAGUUAGGCUCUGGCGGGAUUCAAAGCCUUCAAUUAGAUGGAUUCCUGAUUAAUUAUCUCUCCCAUCUCUUCUCUAUCUUUCCUCCAUCAAAAUCAGAUCGAGGGUCUGGAGGCUCUGGCAGUACUGCAAAGAUUCAAGCGUCAUCGUUGGGAGAGACAGGAUCAGGCGAUUCUCCCCUUCUCCUUUUCUUUACUCCUCUUUGUCUCCUUGAUUCUUUGUUGCUCGGUGAUUCUUUCGAGGGUAUACGGAGAUUGAGAGGUUUUCAGCAAUUUGAGGAAUGGAUCAAAGAAUGAUCGCAUCUAGGGAACACAUUGAACAAAUGGAAAGGGAUGACACUGAUGCAGAAAUUAUGAUGUGUAUGAUGUUGUUGAUGAAAGCACGUGAUUCAUUAUACACUAGAGAGCCCAUACGAGAUAGUAAAUUGACAGGACCAGAGCGAGUGAGUGAGGUUCUAAACGGACAUGUAGACAGAUGCUAUGAACAGUAUAAAAUGGAACGCCAUGUCUUCCUCAACCUUGAAGCAUUAAUGCGACAACGUGGUUGGUUGGAAGAUAGUCGAUAUUUAAGAGUGGAUGAGCAGUUGGCAAUGUUUAUAUCUAUCGUUGGUCACAAUGAUAGGUAUAGAGACAUAGCAGAACACUUUCAGCGUUCUCUUAACACUAUAGGUGAACACUUUAAGAAAGUGUUACGUGCUUUCAUACUACUCGGACAAGAGAAUAUCAAACCUUCAAACUUCAGUCGUUGCCCUAAACAGAUUCUUGAAAAACCAAAGCUCUAUCCUUUCUUCAAGGACUGCAUUGGCGCGAUUGAUGGCACUCAUGUUAGUGCUUCUGUACCUCUAUCCAAACAAAUACCGUACAGAGGAAGGAAAGGAGAUACAACCUGGAAUGUUAUGUGUGCAUGUGACCUUGACAUGAAAUUCACUUUUGUGUACGCUGGUUGGGAGGGUUCUGCAAAUGAUUGUCGAGUAUUCAAUGAGGCAUUGAAUAACCCUAAAUUUGAAUUUCCUCAUCCUCCACCUGGUAAAUAUUAUGUGGUUGAUUCUGGUUAUCCAUCUACUACUGGGUUCUUGACGCCGUUCAAAGGACAAAGAUACCAUCUAAAUGAUUAUAGGAAUAGACGUCCAAGGACAGCAGUAGAGCUAUUUAAUAAUAGACACUCUUCUGUUAGGAAUGUCAUAGAGCGCAGUUUUGGUUCUUUGAAGAAGCGCUUUCCAAUUCUCAGCAAAAUGCCAUGUUUUCCACUGAACACCCAAACAUGCAUCGUCAUUGCUUGUUGUGCACUUCACAACUUCAUUCGGGAGGAAGAAAUUGCAGACAAGAAUUUUAAGGAGUUUGGUGAAAAUUGGUGGAAUGAGGAGCCUGAAGAAAUUCAAGAUUAUGUACCACCGGCUCACAUUAGUAUAAGCUUAGCAGAAAGAAGAAGACAGAUGGAUGAUCUUAGGAAAAAUAUUGCAAAUGAGUUAGCUGUUAAAGCCAGAAUGACUCAAAUUACAUGAUUACAUUUUGAUGAUUGGAUUUAAACUUUGAA